Mercurialis annua (annual mercury) is the source of this 2223-nucleotide messenger RNA. RefSeq names its product sorting nexin 2B-like. Gene Ontology annotation, molecular function: phosphatidylinositol binding. The transcript has 5 exons. Bases 285 to 1988 code for a protein of 567 amino acids. NCBI's taxonomy places the organism in Eukaryota, Viridiplantae, Streptophyta, Magnoliopsida, Malpighiales, Euphorbiaceae. The record is from RefSeq and is a predicted model, not a curated record.
GCCAUCCCUAUUUCCCUACCAUGGCAAACGAAAACAGAAACGGAAAUUAAAUUAUCCCAAACUAAAUCCAGACCCACCACGGCAGCACAAAACUUAAAUGUUUCACUUCAUCUCCACGUGCUUCUCAUGCGCCAUCGUCUUCUUCCACCUAGCCCUCCAUUCUUCUCAGCUCACUCUCUCUCUAAAACCCUAAAAUCCAUGUCCAUCUAAUUCCACCACCACUUCACUGCUUCUUCUUCUACUCUACUUCAAUAAUUCCCAUCACAUAUUAAUAAUAAUAAAAGAUGAUGGGAUCCGAUAACCAAAGCGGGUUCGAGGAAGCCCAUCUUUACGCAUCCCCAGAAGAAAUGGAAAAUCUUGUGUUAGACGACAACCAUAACAACAACAACAACGGUAACAAAUCUCUCGCCGAUUACCGUUCUGCCAUGUCAUCACUUUCCAACGCACACCACCCGCUCUGUCCGCCUCCGCCGGAUUCCGAUCCUCUGCUCUCGCCUCCGCCGUAUCGGAAUCUUAGCAACAUCUCCCCUCCUGACAACACAUCCUACAUCGAACCUCCGUCUUACGCCGAUGUUAUUUUCAGUCCGUUUGAUGAAAGUACAGUCAACGAUAUCAACGGUUUGGAUAGCCCCACCAGGUCUUCGGAUUCCACUGCUUCUUUAUCAAGAUCGCCGUCUUCUACGUCCGAUUACAUUAAAAUAACCGUUUCGAAUCCGCAGAAAGAGCAGGAGACGUCGAAUUCGCUUGUUCCGGGAGGUAAUACUUACGUUACGUACUUAAUUACUACGCGAACGAAUAUUCCAGGGUUUAAUGGAUCUGAAUUUAGUGUUAGGAGACGGUUUAAAGAUGUGGUUACUUUGUCUGAUCGCUUAGCGGAGUCGUAUAGAGGGUUUUUUAUACCGCCCAGACCCGAUAAGAAUGUUGUUGAGAGUCAAGUGAUGCAAAAGCAGGAGUUUGUUGAGCAGAGGAGAGUUGCAUUGGAGAAGUACUUGAGGAGAUUAGCGACACAUCCUGUUAUUAGGCAAAGUGAUGAGUUGAAAGCCUUUUUACAGGCGCAAGGGAAACUGCCGUUGGCGACGAGUACUGAUGUGGCGUCGAGGAUGCUUGAUGGGGCUGUUAAGUUGCCAAAGCAGUUGUUUGGUGAGGGUGGGGCGGUUGCCCCACAUGAAGUGGUGCAGCCCGCGAAAGGAGGGAGGGAUUUGCUGAGGUUGUUUAAGGAGUUGAAGCAGUCUGUUGCUAAUGAUUGGGGAGGAUCAAAGCCGCAGGCUGUGGAAGAAGAUAAAGAGUUUUUAGAGAAUAGGGAGAGGAUGCAGGAUCUUGAGCAACAACUCGGGAAUGCUUCUCAGCAGGCUGAAUCGCUGGUGAAAGCGCAACAAGAUAUGGGUGAAACAAUGGGAGAGUUGGGAUUAGCAUUUAUCAAAUUGACUAAAUUUGAGAAUGAAGAGGCUAUCUUUAACUCUCAGAGAGUCCGGGCUGCUGACAUGAAAAAUGUUGCGACAGCUGCUGUUAAAGCAAGCAGAUUCUAUCGGGAGCUAAAUGCACAGACCGUCAAGCAUUUGGAUACUCUCCAUGAAUACCUUGGGUUGAUGCUAUCUGUCCAUGGUGCCUUCUCAGAUCGUUCUAGUGCUUUGCUGACUGUUCAAACACUCUUAUCUGAUUUGUCCUCGUUACAAUUGAGGGCUGAAAAACUUGAAGCUGCAUCUUCAAAGAUUUUUGGCGGUGACAAGUCCCGGAUUCGGAAGAUUGAGGAGUUGAAAGAAACCAUAAGAGCUACCGAGGAUGCGAAAAAUGUCGCGAUAAGAGAGUAUGAACGGAUCAAGGAGAACAACAAGGCUGAACUUGAAAGGCUUGACAGAGAAAGGCAUGCUGACUUUUUAAACAUGCUGAAGGGGUUUGUUCUUAAUCAGGUGGGAUAUGCAGAGAAAAUUGCAAAUGUGUGGGCGAAGGUCGCAGACGAGACCAGCGCAUAUGCAAAAGAGAGUACCUAAUUCGUGAAUGUAAAUUCGAAUCUACACCUUCUAUUUCUCUUUUCUUUAUAGUUGUUGCACAUGCUAGGAAAUGUUACCACAUUGAUACAAUAAGGAAAAGGGAGAUCUCUUGUAGCUUAUUCACUCACACCUUUACGUUGUCUGUUGAUUAGGUUAAUAACAUUACCAUAAAAUUUUAAUUUGAUGUUGUAAUUUGCUUUAAUUCGUAUUUGAAGAAUGAAGAUUUUUAAGUUGA